GCAUCAAAUACAAAUUUUACCCCGCCUGUCUCGAGUUCUAUCACAUUAGAUAUGAAUUUGAAACCGUUAUACGUCCGUAUAACAUCAAGAAGAAGGCCUUUAUCGGCAAGUGAGAAAGUUCAUUUGGAAUGUUACUCAUGGGGUUCUAGACCUCCAGCUAGAAUGACAUGGUGGAAAGAUGGAAAAAAAAUCUUCUCAGCCUCUGCGAUAACAACAGCAGAAAAUAUUACUAUCAGCAAUUUAUAUUUUACACCAGAAAUUGAUGAUAAUGGAAAGCUAUUGACUUGUCGGGCUGAUAAUCCAGAUAUCGUAAAUAGUGCCUUAGAAGCUGAAUGGAAACUUGAUGUAAUAUAUUUACCAAUCCUUUCACUUGCACUUAAAACAAAUGCACAAAACGAUUUUGUCAAAGAAGAUGAUGAUGUUUACUUUGAGUGCAAUAUAAAAGCCAAUCCUUGGAUUACAGAAAUUGGAUGGCAGUUUAAUAGAAAUCCUCUUCUUGGUAAUCCGGAAGAAAAUAUAAUUAUCAAGAACCAGUCCCUAGUACUGAAGACGGUAACAAGUGAUCAAAGUGGUAGAUAUCGAUGUGUGGGAAUUAAUAUGAAAGGUCAAGGAAUGAGCCAAGAAGUAUUUUUAGCUAUAAAUCACAUCCCUUUGUGCAAAAGGGGUCAGAAGACAGUGUACAGGGUGGCACCAAAUGAAUCAAUUAUAGUUGAAUGUGAAGUUGAAGCUACUCCUUCCAAUGUUUCAUUCAAAUGGUUCCUCAACAACUCUUUGGAUUUGAUCGAAAUAAACUCCUUUAAAUCGAAUGGAACUCACUCUGAAAUAAUCUACAAACAUGACAAACUGACCGGUUACAGUUUAUUGUACUGUUUGGCUAGUAAUGAUCUUGGUAUCCAAAAAGAACCAUGUAUCUUCACUCUUAUACCAGCAGGCCCUCCUGACGCUUUAGGGAAUUGUGUACUGAUCGAUAGAUCAACAACAGUCAUUAAGGUAACAUGUGAUCCUGGAUACGACGGUGGAUUAAAGCAGACAUUCCAUUUGGAAGUCUUCAACAUGGCACUAGAACGGAUACAAAAGAAUAUUACCAAAACUGAUAGACCCGUGUUUGUAGCAAAUGAUUUACCAUUAGGGACGUCUUUCAUUCUUGCUUUAUAUGCAUCGAAUUCUAAAGGGAAAAGUAAUGCGAUUACAUUAACAGCCAGUACAUUAUCUUCCCCUGUAAAAAGAACUGCACAUAAUUACGGGCCUACUUUAAGUCCACUUGUCGGAACAUUAGUCGGAGUUGUUCUUACUUUAGUUUUUGCCUGUGUGAUUAUCAUAGUAUUCAUGAAACUUCGAGGACAGUUUUGCCAAAAAGAAUCUAAAAGACCUGUUGCUGACAAGGACCACACUCUGAUACAAAAGGAUGUGGAAGAUAUCACUGACAAUACAGACUCGAGAGAGCCUGAUGUUAUACCAGCAAUUGCAAUCAACCCACACGGAAAAGCUGAAGUACUUGAAAUGAGAGGGAUCCCUUCGCGUCUUUUAAACAAGGUAGAAAGGCAUUCUGAAGAUGAUAUUUUGGCCAAUCCACAGUUGCACAACAUCACUUCAACUGAAAAUACAAUGGUCCACCAUGGUGUAUCGUACGCUGAACUGUAUUUACCCAAACCUCAGACUCUGCAACAGCUAAACAGAGCCUCAUACUGUGAAAGAAAACCAACAUCUACUUCAGUGUGAGAAAUAAAUAGCAUUAAGGAUGGUUUGUUCUAUUGAAACACUUUAAUCAUAGCUUUUUUGUUCGUCACAUCAAAAUGGUUGAAACCUAAAAACAACAUACCAUCACGUUUCGCUGCGUCAAAUUCAUAUUCGGAUAGAAGGAGAC
Messenger RNA from Limulus polyphemus (Atlantic horseshoe crab), 1864 nucleotides. RefSeq lists its product as uncharacterized. Gene Ontology annotation, molecular function: protein binding. The record is from RefSeq and is a predicted model, not a curated record. Lineage: Eukaryota; Metazoa; Arthropoda; Merostomata; Xiphosura; Limulidae. Bases 52 to 1719 code for a protein of 555 amino acids. The transcript has 11 exons.